AAGAUCUGGGCCAAAUCAGUCCCCUGCUUUCCUAUUCCAAAUCCGAAGCAAAUUAGAUGUUUUCAGGAGAGAGGAAAACUACCGUAUAAAUUGAAGCAGAUCAACAUUACCAAAUUCAAUUCAAUUCAAUUCAUGAAUUCAAUUCAAUAUAAAGCCCUUCAAUUCAUAUUAUUCCAUUAAUAGUACUCCGUAAUAACCCAAAUCAAAAUUUACCCGUUUUACGAAGAACAUGUCUCGACCCAGAAAAGCCUCUCUUCCUCCUGCUCUUCAGAGCAUUGAGAAGUUACAGAAAGUUAUUGAUAAUGGCAAUUUUUAUGGAGCUCAGCAGAUGUACAAGUCUACUAGUGCAAGAUACAUAGCUGCUGAGAGGUACUCUGACGCAUUGGAUAUACUAGAAUCUGGUGCUUGUCUCCAGUUGAAACAUGAUCAGGUAACAUGUGGUGGUGAGCUGGCAUUGUUGUUCGUAGAGACACUUGUGAAAGGAAUGUUUUCUUACAAUGAUGACUUACUAGAUCGUCUCAGGAAAAUCUACGAGGAAUUUCCUCGAAAUGCUUUACCAGACCAUGUUGGAGAUGAUGAUGACAUGCAAAAACUUUCUGAAGCUCUGGGAGCUGCUAAAGUACGUGUUGAGGCAUGCGCUUCUUUUCUGAGGGCUGCUAUCAGGUGGUCUAUUGAAUUUGGAACUCACAAAAGUGGUUCCAGGGAACUACAUACUAUGCUUGCAGAGUACAUAUAUUUUGAAACUCCCGAGGUGGACAUGGCCAAAGUAUCAUUCCAUUUUGUUCGGGGGAAUAGUCCAAAGAAAUUUGCCGACACACUCGUAAAUUUCAUGGAAAAGUGUUACCCCGGAGAAGAUGAUUUAGCCAUUGCUCGUGCGAUUCUAAUGUAUCUAGCUUUAGGUAAUAUGAGAGAUGCAAACUAUGUUAUGGAUGAGGUCAAGAAGCAGUUGGAAUUGAAAGAAGUAGAUUUCCCAGAUUCAGAUCUUAUGCAGUUUGUCAGCUAUCUCUUGCAAACGUUGGAAAGAGAUGCUUUACCUCUUUUUAGAAUGUUGAAGCAGAAUUUCAAGUCUAGCAUUGAUAUAGAUCCUGCAUUUAGUGAGUUGCUAGAUGAGAUAGCAGAGAGAUUCUAUGGAGUGCAACGUAAAAAUCCCAUGCAAGGGAUGUUUGGAGAUAUCUUCAAGAUGAUGGGAGAUAUGUAAUGCUUUCUUAACUUGGAAGAUUGCGUUAAUUAUUCGUUGUAUCAUUAGAAUUUUAGGUGUCUACACCGAAAAUUAUGGUGUCAUGUUGUAUCAAUAACCCUUUCUUUUGAAGUACCAGGAAGUUUAAGUUUUGUACAUGCAAUUAUCAAAUUUUGCAGGCAUCAUUUGUUCCCAGUUUUAACAAAUAACCAAUAAUCAAUGUUCAACUUCCUUUGCAUGGUUGAAAGCUUCUUUUA
Molecule: messenger RNA, 1434 nt
Organism: Spinacia oleracea (spinach)
Lineage: Eukaryota; Viridiplantae; Streptophyta; Magnoliopsida; Caryophyllales; Amaranthaceae
Product: protein GET4
Exons: 12
Coding region: 230-1198 (322 amino acids)
Biological process (GO): protein insertion into ER membrane
Cellular component (GO): cytosol
Molecular function (GO): protein binding
Source: RefSeq, a predicted model, not a curated record